Molecule: messenger RNA, 1711 nt
Organism: Puntigrus tetrazona (Sumatra barb)
Lineage: Eukaryota; Metazoa; Chordata; Actinopteri; Cypriniformes; Cyprinidae
Gene: pstk
Product: L-seryl-tRNA(Sec) kinase
Exons: 6
Coding region: 145-1329 (394 amino acids)
Molecular function (GO): tRNA binding; kinase activity
Source: RefSeq, a predicted model, not a curated record
UCUCUGUGUUCUGAGCGGGUUACCGGCGGCCGGUAAAUCCCGACUGGCGCGGGAGCUGCGGGGGCGCGCAUGGGCGCGCGGAUGGAGGACGCUGCUCGUAACCUAUGACGAGCUGAUCCCGGCGCGCGACUGGCGGCAGUCUGAAUGGAAACAGCACAGGAAGAUGGUUCUGAUGUGUCUGGAGAGAUUUCUGCAUCAGACUCCCUCAGACCAGACUCAGACUCCCUCAGACCAGACUCAGACUCCCUCAGACCAGACUCGGACUCCCUCAGACCAGACUCGGACUCCCUCAGACCAGACUCGGACUCCCUCAGACCAGACUCGGACUCCCUCAGACCAGACUCGGACUCCCUCAGACCAGACUCGACUCCCUCAGACCAGACUCGGACUCCCUCAGACCAGACUCGGACUCCCUCAGACCAGACUCGGACUCCCUCAGACCAGACUCGGACUCCCUCAGACCAGACUCGGACUCCCUCAGACCAGACUCGGACUCCCUCAGACCAGACUCGGACUCCCUCAGACCAGACUCGGACUCUCUCAGACCAGACUCAGACUCCCUCAGACCAGACUCAGACUCUUUCUGAGGUUAAUGGAGUCUGGAUGCGGUUUGAGCAGAUGCGGCAGCAGCAGAGCAUCUCUCACACACACACACACUCACAGCCGCUCGUGGUUCUGCUGGAUGAUAACUUCUACUACCAGAGCAUGAGAUACCAGGUCCAGCAGCUGGCCCGGAAGUACGGCGUGGGUUUCUGUCAGGUGUUCCUCCAGUGUCCCCUGCACGUGUGUCUCCAGAGGAACCGGAGCAGACCUCAGCCUGUUCCUGACGAUGUUCUGCUGCAGAUGUGUGAGCGAAUGGAGCCUCCGAACGAGAUCAGAAACCCCUGGGAGCAGCAGAGCCUGACGCUGGACAGCACAGACGGCAUCGCAGACGGACACGUGCAGAAGCUGAUGGACUUGCUGGCGUCUGCGCUGGAGAACCCUCGGAGCCCGGUCCAGGACGAGACGCAGCAGAAGGAGGCUGACAGACUGAUCUGUGCGUCCAGUGUUCUUCAUCGGGCGGAUCAGACAUGCAGGAGACUGGUUUCUCAGGCGUUGUCUUCAGCUCGUGAAGGCCAGGCAUCUCCAGACGAGCAGAAGGCUCUGGCUAAAGCCCUGACUGAACUGAAGACUGCGUUCCUGCAGGAGCUGAAGAAGGACGUCCUUCAUCGCGUCUCGGUCUUCCCAGACGAGCCUGUGGACGUGGAGCAGCUGCUGAUGAACGUGUCUGCAGCGUUCCAGCGACGCUCGCGAGAGAUUGUGUGCAAACGCUUGACUGACUCCGGAUGAACGACCGAACUGUGAUGAAGUCUCUGAUGAACCUCUGAUUGAGCAUUAGAUGUAAUUUCUCCACAUACUGUCUGAAAGCAUCUGUCCGUGACUUGUUCUUGCAGUCACUGAUUUUCAUUUAGAGAUUCAUGAAGGGUUUGUGAUUUUGAUUUGUUUGUCUUUACAGAGAUCGCAGAGAAUGCGGUUCUGUGUAUUAAAUUCAUAUGAUCGGAGGAUUGCAGAAAUCCUUCAUUUAUUUUAGUGUUUAGUGAUUAUAUGAGUCACAGACAUUUAUUCUGAAGCGCUGACAGACUGAUCAUGAUCAAACUGAAAAUAAUGUUUUUGUAUAAAAUUUUUUAAAUCUAUUUCUGUUUCUCAUAAUUAAAUGUGCCUCUGAUCCUGA